CUUAGCUAGCUAGCUUCUCUUUCUUAAUUUCUUUUGCUUAAAAAAAAUGGAGUAAACCUUAGUUUCCCCGACCACCUUAAUUCCGUUAUUGAUCAUAAUUUGCCCGUUCAUGUCCAUUGUCGGCGAGGUGAAAACAUGGAAUCCUUCGCUGCCAUACGAAAUCCUCUCCCUCGAUUUCGCCGCCAGGCUGUCAUUUAGCUCCGAUUCCGUCGCCGCCGUUUCCGGCGAUUUCGGCGGGAUGGUUACCGGAGAUCCGGCCGCCGUUCUCUACCCGGCGUCCGCCGGUGACGUCGUGGAGCUCAUUGAAUUCUCUUACAACAGCUCCUGUCCCUUCGCCGUGGCCGCUAGGGGCCACGGACACUCGGCGCGUGGCCAGGCCACGGCCAUGGAGGGCGUGGUGGUGGAUAUGAGGUCGUUGAAGAGGAACGGCGGCGGGAUUAGGGUUUCGUGGAGUGAGGCCUUAGGGUUUUACGCGGAUGUCGGAGGAUAUCAGCUUUGGGUUGACGUCUUACGUGCGAGCCUCGAAUAUGGGCUGGCGCCGGUGUCGUGGACGGAUUACUUGUACCUCACCGUCGGCGGGACCCUCUCCAACGCCGGAAUCAGCGGCCAGACUUUCCGGUAUGGUCCUCAGAUCGCCAACGUUCUUGAAAUGGAUGUUAUUACAGGAAAGGGAGAAUUCAUCACUUGCUCAAAACACAUCAACUCUGAAUUAUUCUUUGCUGUUCUGGGUGGCUUAGGCCAGUUUGGAGUGAUAACUAGGGCAAGAAUUGUAUUACAAAAAGCACCAACAAGAGUGAAGUGGGUAAGGAUGCUUUAUGAUGACUUCACAAAGUUCACAAGAGACCAAGAGCAUCUAAUAUCAAUUGAUGAUGGCCUAGACUAUGUGGAAGGGUCUCUUGUGAUGAACCAAAGCCCUGCAAAUAAUUGGAGAUCUUCCUUUUUCUCCCCAUCCCAUCAACCCCAAAUUGCUUCUUUGAUAUCCAACCAUGGCAUCAUCUACUCCCUAGAAGUAGUCAAGUAUUAUGAUGAUGAAACAGCCACCACAAUUGACGAGGAAUUGCAGGAGUUGUUUAAAGGGUUGAGCUUUAUACCUGGGUUUGUUUUCGAGAAAGAUGUAUCAUUUUUUGAUUUUCUGAAUAGAGUAAGAAGUGGAGAGGUAAAGCUGAGGCAAAAGGGGAUGUGGGAUGUUCCACACCCAUGGCUAAAUCUUUUUGUACCAAAAUCCAGAAUUUUGGAUUUCAAUGUUGGUGUUUUUGUGGACAUCAUUCUCAGACAGAACAAGACAUCAGGACCCAUCCUUGUCUACCCAACUAACAAAUCAAGAUGGGAUGAUAGGAUGUCAGCUGUGAUCCCAGAAGAGGAAACAUUUUAUUGUGUGGGGCUAUUGCAUUCCAGUGGAGUGAAUGAGUGGGGAGAAUUGGACAGCCAAAAUGAAGAGAUUUUGAAGUAUUGUGAUGAAGCUGGCAUCAAGAUCAAGCAGUAUCUUCCUCACUACAAAACCGAGGAAGAUUGGGAGAAGCAUUUUGGAAAAAAGUGGAAAACUUUUCAACAGAGAAAGGCUUUAUUUGAUCCCAAACUCAUAUUAUCCCCAGGCCAAAGAAUCUUUUCUUAAUCAUCAUCUUUGGUCUGGUCCAUAGAUGCAUAUAUGCAUGCAUUACCUAGCUAGCUGCUAAUAGGUGGUAAUUUAUUAGUUAAUUAAUUAAGGUAUAAUGUAGUAGUGCAAUAACAUAGUUUAAUGUACUAAAUAUGGUUAGCAAAUUGUUGUAUGUAGAUGUUUUGCCUCCAUGCAUUAGAUAAAUUAAAGAUUUUCUUUUUUGUAA
Ipomoea triloba (trilobed morning glory) is the source of this 1820-nucleotide messenger RNA. RefSeq names its product cytokinin dehydrogenase 3-like. Gene Ontology annotation, molecular function: FAD binding; cytokinin dehydrogenase activity. Lineage: Eukaryota; Viridiplantae; Streptophyta; Magnoliopsida; Solanales; Convolvulaceae. Gene Ontology annotation, biological process: cytokinin metabolic process. The record is from RefSeq and is a predicted model, not a curated record. The transcript has 5 exons. The coding region runs from base 110 to 1612 and encodes 500 amino acids.